CUCACGUCCAGCCUCCUUCUCUCUCACCAAGCACCAUUUCAUUUCAACGCUUCUCUCUCUCUCUCUUUCGCUCCCGCUUUGUCCUCUGCUUCACUCGCCAUGUCCCUCCUCUCUGACCUCAUCAAUCUCAACCUCACUGAUUCUACCGACAAGAUCAUUGCCGAAUACGUAUGGAUUGGAGGAUCGGGGCUCGAUUUGAGAAGCAAAGCUAGGACUCUUCCGGGACCGGUGACGGAUCCAGCGAAGCUCCCGAAGUGGAACUACGACGGUUCCAGUACGAAUCAAGCCCCCGGAGACGACAGCGAAGUCAUCUUAUAUCCCCAAGCGAUUUUCAAGGAUCCAUUCAGAAGAGGAAACAACAUCCUGGUUAUGUGCGAUGCUUAUACGCCAUCUGGCGAGCCGAUUCCGACGAACAAGAGAUUCAACGCCGCCAAGAUUUUUAGCCACGCCGACGUCGUUGCGGAGGAACCUUGGUAUGGAAUUGAGCAGGAGUACACUCUACUCCAAAAGGACGUCCACUGGCCACUCGGUUGGCCUGUAGGUGGCUUCCCAGGUCCACAGGGUCCUUACUAUUGUGGCACGGGAGCAGACAAGGCCUUCGGUCGAGAUAUUGUAGACGCUCACUAUAAGGCUUGUCUUUAUGCCGGAGUCAAUAUCAGUGGAAUCAACGGUGAAGUCAUGCCCGGUCAGUGGGAAUACCAAGUCGGUCCAACCGUUGGUAUUGCUGCUGGUGAUCAAGUAUGGAUCUCCCGAUACAUCCUCGAGAGAAUCACAGAAAUUGCAGGAGUAGUUCUGUCCUUCGACCCAAAGCCAAUUAAGGGUGAUUGGAAUGGCGCUGGUGCUCACACCAACUACAGCACCAAAUCCAUGAGAAACGACGGUGGUAUUGAUGUGAUCAAGAAAGCCAUCGAGAAACUGGGACUGCGUCAUAAACUGCACAUCGCUGCCUAUGGAGAAGGCAACGAGAGAAGGUUAACCGGCCGCCACGAGACUGCCGAUAUCAACACCUUCUCUUGGGGAGUUGCAAACAGAGGAGCCUCUGUCCGCGUCGGCCGCGACACUGAACAAGCCGGGAAAGGCUACUUCGAGGAUCGAAGGCCAGCUUCAAACAUGGAUCCUUACGUCGUCACUUCCAUGAUCGCCGAAACAACCAUUAUGUGGAAGCCGUAGACGGACUCGAUCAGCCGGCGCUCUGACGGCGCCGCCCCUAUCCGGUUCAUCUCUGUUUCUAUCUACUACAUUUACUACUUCUGAGAGUGAUCUAUGUCCAAAACUCUGGUUUCUGUAUAAUAUUUGUGUGUGCCAUGUGAUUGCGUUCAGCCAUUGCUUCCUGUUGUUUCCCUUUUUCUUCUUUUAUCACAAACAAUAAUCAAUUUAUUUUCUUCUGCUCCUUGCUUU
Messenger RNA from Cucurbita pepo subsp. pepo (vegetable marrow), 1398 nucleotides. Its product is annotated as glutamine synthetase nodule isozyme. Gene Ontology annotation, cellular component: cytoplasm. Lineage: Eukaryota; Viridiplantae; Streptophyta; Magnoliopsida; Cucurbitales; Cucurbitaceae. Gene Ontology annotation, molecular function: glutamine synthetase activity. The record is from RefSeq and is a predicted model, not a curated record.